Messenger RNA from Macrosiphum euphorbiae (potato aphid), 3162 nucleotides. The record is from the annotation of a GenBank genome assembly. NCBI's taxonomy places the organism in Eukaryota, Metazoa, Arthropoda, Insecta, Hemiptera, Aphididae.
AUGAUGAUGAUGAACCCUUUCGACCCCACACACGCAGUUCUCUCGGAUGGAAUUAAAGUAAUUCAGAUUAACCUGAAUCACUGUUGGGCUGCACAACAAUUGCUUCUCCAGACAAUGGCAGAAUUGCAAUCUAGUAUUGCAAUCAUUAGCGAUUACUAUAGACCAAUGGGUGGCGAUGAACGGUGGUUCAACAGUGUCGACGGAAAAUCUGCAAUCUUCGUAACGGGUAAUUCAUGUCCCACUAUUACUCAUCACGGCGCCGGACCAGGUUUCGUUUGGGUAAGAAUCGACAACUUAGUACUAUAUAGCUGUUAUUGCAGCCCUAACUGCACUCUGCAAGAGUUUGACGCUUUCCUUGGCGGCCUCGAAGCGUCCAUCCGCCUACAACCCUGUAGACAGGUAAACCUUGUAGUGGCCGGUGAUCUAAACGCGCACUCUGCCGAAUGGGGAUCGGCCAGGCAAGGUGCGAGAGGGUCACUACUUUCGGACUUUGUGUCGUCCCUCGGCAUGGUAGUCAGCAAUAGAGGCUCCGUACCCACAUAUAGAAGGGUGAAUGCAAGCUCGGUUGUUGAUGUCACCUUUGCUAAAUCUCUACCCAACAAUCACCCGUUGGUAAAAGACUGGAAGGCGCUGGAACACGUAUACUCGGCCAGCGAUCAUGUGUACAUCUCCUACGCAAUCGCGCUACCAGAACGUCGCACAAACAAUAACCCAGUCAGAGUUGCGGUCGCAGGUUGGUCGAUUAAAAAACUCAACCCGGCGUUGCUGGACCUACAUUGGGGUCUAGUGCUUCCCCCCCUCCCGCCGUCAACAGGCGCGUCGGCAGACUGUCAUGCAGAUAGCCUCAACAGCUUUCUAACAGAAGCUUGCAAGGCGGCGAUGCCACCAAGAGCAGCGCUGACGGGGAAAAAAUCUGUGCAUUGGUGGAACGCCGAGAUUGCCGAACUACGCAGGAUUGCCAUUGCCGCCCUAAGGAGGUAUCAGCGCGCAGGCCGCAGAUCAGGUGCUCCACUACGGGUGGCUGAACGCGAAGCUUAUAACACGGCUAGGAUGAACAUCAAGAAGGCAAUUAGACAGGCGCAGGAAAAAAGCUGGCAUGAGCUGUGUCUUGCAGUCAAUAAUGACCCCUGGGGCGUCCCUUACAGGCUGGUUACAAAGAGGCUUGGGCGUCGCGCUCCUGCCAUGGAUCUGGUGACUGUAAGCAACGUGGCACAUGGCCUUUUUCCGUCGCCACCAGCUACGGACUGGGUUCACAUCCCCCUGUCUAUACAGCAGUCGUCAGUCUUAAUUGAUCUAUCCGAUUGUGCACCAAUGGCGCCACCAAUUACUGCGCACGAAGUCAAGUGCGCAGUCGAUAGACUGCCAUCUGGUAAGGCGCCAGGGCCAGAUCAGGUGCCAAAUGAGAUAAUAAAGUUGGCCUUCGCCAAGUUUCCGGAGAGAUUCAUAAAUUGCUAUAACGCGUGCCUAACUAAUAGGACCUUCCCAUCCCGGUGGAAAUGUGCAAAACUAGUACUGCUACAUAAGGGCCAGGGUAAGGCACGGGACCUACCCUCCAGCUACCGGCCGAUUAGCCUGCUAGAUGGAGCCGGCAAGGUGUUCGAAAGGGUGCUGUUAAACCGACUCGAGGCCCAUAUCACUCGGGUCGGCGCAAUUAGUGACUCCCAAUUUGGGUUUAGACGGUCGAAAUCAACCACGGACGCAAUAGAGGAAGUCAUGAAGACGGCUCACGAAGCGAACCACGGCCCAGUUCGAGCCAGGAAACUUUGUGUCCUCAUUACCCUGGACGUGAGGAAUGCCUUUAACUCUGCGCCUUGGAGGCUUAUCGAUGAGGCACUGAGGAAAUCCGUAGUCCCCAAGUACUUAGUUGAGAUAAUGCGUUCCUACAUGCAGGCCAGGAAUCUGAAAAUAACCGAUGACAUUAACAUGGGGGUAACAUGCGGGGUCCCGCAAGGAUCAGUCCUCGGCCCCACACUGUGGAACCUUUUUUAUGACGGUGUGCUGCGCAUCCCAAUGAGAGAUGGCGCCAAGCUAAUUGCAUUUGCGGACGACGUGGCAGUAGUGGUAACUGCUUUCAAUGCAGAGCUCGUCGAACAGAUUGCGAAUCCCACCCUGGAAGAUAUAGCAGCCUGGAUGACCACCAAUGGCCUGCAGCUAGCACCUGAGAAAUCGGAGUGUGUAGUUCUGACAAACAAGAAGAAAUUUCGCAACCCGGACCUUUUCAUCCAUGGUCAUCAGAUCCCGUCCAAGCGGGCCAUCAGAUAUUUGGGAGUCCAAUUGGAUACCAGGCUGUCAUUUAUCGAACACGCGAGCACUGUAGCUGUUGGGGCGAGGAAGGCAGUAGCCGCCCUGGGCAGACUCAUGCCUAACGUCGGAGGCCCGACGCAGGCGAAAAGACAGCUCCUAAUGAGUGUGGUCCAUAGCCGACUGCUAUACGGUGCAGCAAUCUGGUCAGAAGAAGUAUCCAGGUUUCAAAAGUCUAGUAACGUAAUGCUACAAGCGCAGAGGUGUGCGGCACUGAGGGUUGCAAGGUGUUAUCGUACAGUGUCCGAUAUGGCAGCCCUUGUACUGGCCAAGAUGCCCCCGGCAACCCUCCUAGCGGGAGUCAGGAAACAGAUUGCGGCAGCGAAAAAAGCCGGCGCCGCUCUGUCCAAGCGUGAUAUGAUGGCCGAUGUCCUUAGACGUUGGCAAAAUCUAUGGGACUCUACCGGAAAGGCGGCAUGGACUAAACGGCUGAUACCCAAUCUGUCCAGGUGGUGGCAAUGUGGUCCACGCGAAGUGAGCUACCACAUGUCGCAGGCCCUUAGUGGCCAUGGCUGUUACCAAAAUUACCUUUGGACAAGGAACAAGGCGCCGAGUCCAGCUUGUCCCCACUGCACCGCAGAGGUCGACGACGCUGAGCACACUGUGUUUGUGUGCUUCUUCUGGAGUGAGGAGAGGAAAGAGGUUGAACAAUCCCUGGGCCGGCCAGUACGCCCGGAGGACGCCAUGGACCUCCUGUGCGGACCAUCGGCAGCGGAGUUACCAACCGAAGUACCACUCAGGGGUAGGAUCCUGGCUGCAGCAGAGAAAAGGAAAGUCCAGUUCGCUCAGAUGGUUGAGGUGAUCAUGGGCCGCAAGGAGGAGCUGGAGAGGGCGAGACAGCGGGAAGCUGCGGUGGAAUAA